AUGGCGGCCAUGCCCACGGACAGCAUGACCCGCCGCUUCGCCGUCGCGUGCGGCGUGCUCAGUCAGUACGUCAGGAACGGCAGCGGUGGCGCGCCCGCGACGAUGCCGCCGCCGCCGUUCCUGAAGCAGGCGCCGGCGGCCGGACCCGCCGCCGCGCAGGAGACGAUAGUCGCCGCCGCCAGCGCGCCGCAGCAGCUGACCAUCUUCUACGGCGGCAGGGUGGUGGUGCUCGACGCCUGCCCGCCCGAGAAGGCGGCCGAGCUGAUCCACCUCGCCGCCGCGGCCGCGCAGGGGGGCCCGCAGCCGCCGGAGCAGGCGCUGGUGGACAUGCCCAUCGCCAGGAAGGCCUCGCUGCGGCGCUUCCUCGCCAAGCGCAAGGACAGGUCCUCCUCCUCCGCCUCCCCGGCGCCCCACGACGACCGCCAGGACGACGAGCCGCCCGCGCCCAAGAAGGGCAAGAUGGCGGCGGCGGCGACGCGCGAGGAGCCUUCUUCCUCUUCUUGGCUCGCGCUGGGCAGCCUGUGCUCCAUGCACAGCCGUUGA
Molecule: messenger RNA, 543 nt
Organism: Miscanthus lutarioriparius
Lineage: Eukaryota; Viridiplantae; Streptophyta; Magnoliopsida; Poales; Poaceae
Source: the annotation of a GenBank genome assembly